Messenger RNA from Ceratosolen solmsi marchali, 1470 nucleotides. RefSeq names its product protein RRNAD1. The transcript is spliced from 8 exons. Bases 1 to 1470 code for a protein of 489 amino acids. Lineage: Eukaryota; Metazoa; Arthropoda; Insecta; Hymenoptera; Agaonidae. The record is from RefSeq and is a predicted model, not a curated record.
AUGGCUACGCUUAAUAACACGUGUGUCUUUUGUAAGUGUCGUGUUUGUUCAGGAAUUCGCUCUACCGUUGAUCAAAUUUUUCAAACUCUUCAUAUUUAUGGUUGGAUGCUCGAUGUCUACGUCGUGGAUUUUUUUCAAGACAAUUUGUGGAACAGAUUGCCAGCUGUUUGGAGAAACUUUUUAGAAGAAAUUACUUCAGAAGAAAUAGGGAAAUGGAUUCUGAAAGAGUCGGGAAGUAAACGUGUAUGGCCAUUAUCAUUAUUGGCUCUUCGAACAUUUGUGGAAAGUGCAGAAAUAUGUAGAGAUCAUAGGAAAGAAUGUAUUUUAAAAUGUUCUGUAAAUAACUAUAGCAAUCACAACGAUUUAAUUAAAAAUUUAGUAAAAAAUAAGGAACCAGAAUUGUCAGGAAUAGAUGUUCAGUUUAAUAAUAUAUUUAAGAAACGUAUAAAAAAGAAAAAAAAAUAUGAAAUAGAUGUAAUAUCUCAGAUAACUGCUGAUUGUGCAAAAAUAACAAAUUGCGAGUGCAUUGUUGACAUUGGAGCAGGCAUGUGUCAUUUAUCAAGAAUCUUAGCAUAUAAAUAUAAUUUGAAUGUUAUAUGUGUCGAACAAAAUGAAUUAUUACUUGAAAAUGCUAGAAAAUGGGAUGAGCAAUUGGUCGCAUCAUUAAUAAAAUAUAUACCAGAUUUUUGCGAAAGAAAAUCGACGUACAUUUCACUUCAGGUGGGGAUUUCGAGCGCAGAAAGACGACAAUUAGCAGAUCGGUUGACAAAUAUUUUCAUUAAAGAUUUCAAUAUAACUAAUGAGAAAAAUGGAUUUGGAUUAGUUGGUCUUCAUCCAUGUGGCGACUUAGCUUCGACACUCUUGAGAUUGUAUUCAACUGAUGAAAGAGCUAGAUUUAUUUGUAUAGUUGGAUGUUGUUAUAUGAAACUAUCAUUAAGUGAACGUGAUGAAAAGGGAUAUCCAAUGAGUCAAUAUUUUGCAAUAAAAGAGUAUAAUAACAAAUUGUCUUAUGCCGCAUUAGAAAUAGCAUGUCACGCCUUGGAAAAGCAUUGUGAUAAAUUAAAAACAAAUAGUUAUGAAGACUUGAAAGUUCAUGCAUAUCGUGCUGUAUUAGAAUAUUUACUUAUUGAAAAAAAUCCUAAUUUGCGGCAUACUCAAUUAAAAAACACUAAAGUCAAGGAAGAUACAACGUUUAAACAAUAUUGUGAAAUUGCCACGCAAAAUUUGGAAUUGAAUAAUCGUCCAACUGAUUUAGAUUUUGAAAGAACUGACGUGAAAAAUUAUUUACAGCAAUGGAAAAGAGUUCUUCUAUUUGGCUCCCUUCGUUUAUUACUUGCUCCACUAGUAGAAACAUUAGUCUUAUUUGACAGAUUUUUGUACUUAUCAGAAUCAAAUUUAUCACCAUCAUUAAAAGCACAGUUUGAUGCUCGAUUUUCCCCUCGUAAUCUUCUUCUUAUAUCUAUGAAAUAA